Brassica napus (rape) is the source of this 988-nucleotide messenger RNA. RefSeq names its product protein BIC1. The transcript has a single exon. Bases 355 to 771 code for a protein of 138 amino acids. Gene Ontology annotation, biological process: blue light signaling pathway. Lineage: Eukaryota; Viridiplantae; Streptophyta; Magnoliopsida; Brassicales; Brassicaceae. The record is from RefSeq and is a predicted model, not a curated record.
AAAAAUAUUUAAUAGGAGUCUCUAAUCAAUAAUUUUUCAAAAAUCAUACUGAUUAUUUAUUUUUUAUUUAAAUCCCAAAAUAUUAAGAGCCAAAGCAAACCAAUCUAAAAAGACACGUAAAGUUGUCAAUUACCAUACAAAAAUACAAAAGCGAACAAAAGAGAAAUUCACCAAGCAAUAAACUUACGUCGACGUGUAACCCAUACUCCCACCCGAUUGUUUCUUUCUUUACACAACCCUACAUAAUAUACAUAUUAUCAACACCGAAUCUCAAACACAAACACACACAUCUUUCUUCAAAAAAAAACUUUUGCUUCUCCCAAGAAUCUGAAUCUGCUUCACUUUUGUUCAACCAUGAUGAACAUAGACGAUACGACAUCUCCAAUGGCCCACCCGAUCGUUCCAUCUCAACCUCCUUCCGACCAAACCCAACAAGAUCCAAGUUCGCCCAAUGAAGCUUCUUCUGUUACCGACAAGAAAGAUGAUCAAGCUUUUCCCGAAGAGAAACCGAAGCAGAAUCAAGAAGAAGAGAGAGUGGACACAGGGAGAGAGAAGCUAAAGAAGCACCGGAGAGACGUCGCCGGAAGAGUUUGGAUACCUGACAUAUGGGGACAAGAAGAGCUUCUUAAGGACUGGAUCGACUGUUCAACGUUUGAUACGUGUCUAGUCCCUGCCGGAAUCUCGUCGGCACGUGCAGCUCUCGUAGACGAAGCUAGGCGAGCUGCUUCGGCUUCUGGUGGGUUACAUAGUCGUUGCUUGAUCUCACGCUGAAUUUUUAUAUAAUAUCAUAUAUAAAUGUGGUUCUUGUUCCUCAAUAAUAUAUGUAAGACAUUAUUGAUAUAUUGUUGAUAUAGAGUCUUUUUCAUUUUACCAAUAAUUAUAUAGAACAUAGCCAAUAUUGCUUUUAGUGUGUUUGUUUGCUUAUAUGUAGAGGUGGUAAAGAACAUAUUUUAUAUGGUUUUUAUGAUAGUUGUGAUACAUUCCGUUA